Messenger RNA from Kwoniella shivajii, 426 nucleotides. RefSeq lists its product as uncharacterized. Bases 1 to 426 code for a protein of 141 amino acids. The transcript has a single exon. The record is from RefSeq and is a predicted model, not a curated record. NCBI's taxonomy places the organism in Eukaryota, Fungi, Basidiomycota, Tremellomycetes, Tremellales, Cryptococcaceae.
AUGUCAUCACCCGAAACAUAUUGGUCAUGUCCAGAUUUACCAGCUAAUUCAACAGAUAGUUUGUGUUGUUUCGUCAAUUCAACAUGUGCGAAUUACGUCUGUGAUUCAUUUGGAUCUACACAAACAAACGUUACUUCGAACGGAUCGACUUUUCAUAAUUGUAUGGUACGAAAUGGUACUUUAGCAACUGAUAUGAUCAAGAAUCAAACUGAAAACAAUGGUUCUUGUUCAUCACAGACUUGGGGUAAUGGCUGUAUUGUUAGAACUGCUUUAUCAGACAAUGAUUCCACUUCUACUUCUAACACAAAUACGACUUCAAGUGGAUCGUCAGGUUCUUCAGAUGCCUCAAGAGAAUUCAUGGUAAUUAACCAAUCUAUCCUACUGGGUAUUGUCGGAGUUUCAUGGUUGAUCAAGAAAUUCCUUUAG